ACAGCUCUUCGGAUAAAGAAAAGCACUCUGCACAUGCUCGAGGGCCCUCUCGCCCACGUUUCAGAGCUGAGCGUGGGUUCGGGGAGGGAGAGAGAGAAUUCAAGCUGAUUGGAGAACACAUCGGAGGUGGAGGAGGAGAAGGAGUGGCUGGCUGGCUGGUUCUAGGCGCCUAGUCGCAGCUCCGCCCGCUCGGCGGCUGGAGAGGCCCGUGGGCGGCAACUGUCUGGCCGGCCGGGAGAAAGGGAGGAGCUCGGAGAGCCGCUGGAGGCACCGAGGGAGGGCUGAAGGCACCUGGAGACCCGCGGGACCAGCUGUAUCAUCAUGGCAUCUGGACCGGUGGAUCUCAUAGAGCCAUUUGAGAGUGAAGAGACAGGGGAAGAAUUUUCAAGGAAGAAAAAAUCCAAAUUUCAGACAUUUAAGAACUUCUUUGCCAAGAAGAAGAAAACGAAAGAGCCGCCGUCUCCGGUGGGAGAGAGCAAACUGAAGCCGAGCCAAUCCAGUACCGAUGUCAGGGCCCCAACCCUCGAUUCCAGCAUACACCAUUUGUCAGCAGAACCCGGUUCCAAAGGGAGCAUGGGGAACAAAGCCUUAUCACAUGACAGCGUCUUCGUUUUUGACUCAUCAUCGCCGGACAUAGUUGGGAAAAUGUCCUCGCAGGAAAACCUCCCUGGAAAGGUGAAAGCUUUGCAGCUUCAGGUACAGCAGAAUCUCAGGCUUGGAUCACCGCCGCUUGUUAUCUCCAACAAAAAAACGGAAGACGCGGGUGCCAUUUCGGAAGAUGACGGCUUGCCCAGAAGCCCUCCAGAAAUCUCCACCCUCCACGAUGUUCUCACCUGUUCCACAAAUAAGUCCUCCAACCUUGUCCAGCGCCAUAGCUCUUUGAGUUUAGGUGGCACAGACAGUGAAGAUGACCAGGUCCCCUCAGAAUCCUCCUCCAGGCCUCGUAGCCCUCUAUCGUUCAUGCCCCUUGGGAGCCCUGUGUUGUCAUUCUGCCACUUGCUUCCUAUCGAUUUCAACAGCCCGCCUACUCCGCUGGGCUGCCUUGACACCUCUGCAGCCAGGCACAGGAUUGCAAUGAAUCCGCGGAAGCAGAAAGGCUUUACCCACACAAAACAAUUUUUUGGGGUGGAAAAAGAGCAAUGCAUUCUUGGACAUGCUGAAGGAAAAACAAGCCACAUAAAAUUACUUGAAAAAGCUGACAGCCAAGAGGAGAAUUCAGAAGGUCUAUCAAUACAGAAUGCAAGUAACUUAAAUGGGAGUCACACGAAUGAUGCUCUACCCAUGUCAAGGGCCUCAGAUAUUUUGCGUUAUUCUUGGAACGCUGGCUCUGCUGUGGAUGAGAAUUGUAUCUUGGAAUCAGAGAACCAGAAUUGUAUGGAAACGGAUCUCCAGGCCAGUGUAAUACUGUCCUGUACAAAUGUACAGUCUUCCCUAGCAAAAUGUGAAGAAGAAGAAGAGAUGGAGCAGGAAGGGGUAAAUAGAACUUGGUACCCAAGUGAUGAUCCCAGGCUGAACCCGAAGAGCUCAGCGAAAAAGAUCAGCGAGAGUUUUGAAACUUUACAGCCUGAAACAGAAGCUGUUGGACGUUGCGAUAUGUUACUUUCUGACUUGCAUGGGAAUGGUGUGGACAAGGACCAUGAUGUGGCAGCAGAAUCUAACCAUGUGACCUGCUUACAACCUGUAGAUCAAAAAGCGAAAGACUCUAGGGUUGGCAGUGAUGCAAUACAGAUUGGUGGAGUGGAGGACAAACCUGAUGGCCGGGACAGCUCUGUCACCCCGGAGGGGGAUCCUGUGUUGUGCAUCCCACAGUCUUCUUCAUCUGCUAUGGAGACUCCCUCGGAAACAGAGACGGCUGUGGCCUUUGCCCUCAAAAACAACCAGAUGGUCAAAGAAGACGCAGGAGGAUGGGCUGCAGAUAGGGAAAUUCCGCUGUGCCAAGGCCAUGACAAGCCAACAGCCUCCCCGCAGGGAGGAUCAGCCGUCUUGAACACCCAUGUGGACAGGCUUCUUCUUCAGAGUGCAGCAGGUGAGAAACUGUUUCUUCCAACAGAACUUCGGUGCUCUGUUUUGAGCAGUUCUCCAGGUGGGCCAGAGGCUGUCGCCUUUAGAAAGCUGGGCAACCCUUCUCCAGGAGGCCUGGCCACCACAGAAAUAGUUCCUAAAAGCAGCUCUACUGACGACAAAGCUGGCGAUCAGCCAGAAAGCGCAAAAACGAAGGAAGAAAGUAAAAGUCCAGAUGAGAUUGCCAAAACCCAGCCAAAAUCUGUUUCUGCUAAGCCGGUGAGGUUCACCAUCGCACCAGCCUGGCAGAGGUCUCUCUCGGGGGGUUCAGGUUCCGUGGACGGUUCCUGCCCCAGAAGCACCCCAUCUUCGCCAAUAAGACCAGAGUUGUUUGAAGGAAUGCCUCAGUUGGAGGCAGCCACACAGGGGUGUAUACUGAGCAGCCCAGAGAGACUUGAAAAGUGCAAUAGGGCCAUUGGGACUGUCCUGAGUUCUGCUUUUGAGUGGCCAAAUGAGGAGAUGUCAGACCGUGAGAACCCAUUUGGGGUGAAGCUGAGGAGAACAUCCUCUUUGCUAAACUACCAAACUGAGCAGCAGCAUCCUGAGCCCCCAAAGCAGGUGCCACUGCCAGCUCCUGGAACGUGUUCUGCCUCUGUCAAACAGGAGUCGACACCACCAGGUUCUGGGAAGCCGCUCCAAAACCUUACGGGUAGCCCUAAAGCUUUGGUUCCAAAGCCCAGCGUCCAAGAAGAGAACCAUCCUGUCAAGGCCAGCAAACCUGAAGAAGUGGCACCCAAGCAACAGAUGGGCAGGCCUUCAGAGCAAGUCAUGGUUGCACACUGGGAAAGCCCGUCCUCUGAACCAGCGUGGAUUUCGAUGGCAAAACUAAAACAGAAAAGUUUCCGAGGUCACCCUCUUGCCAAAGGGCAGAAAGAACAGGAGAAAAACUUAGCCGACGGAGAACAAGGAGUGGCAAAGCACGUUGAGAUUUCUCAGCAGGAAAAGCAAAUGAAAUGUCCCGGUGAGAAUUUCUUGAAGAAGAGCAGUGCUUCCCAAGCAUGUGUGCUGGAGAGUAAGCUCCAACUGAAGAUGGCUCCAUCAGCUACAAAAGCAACUCCUCUUAGGACAGCCACUCAGGAAACCAUGCAACUGGACAAGGAAAUGAGGUCAUCGCCAAGCCUGCCGAAGUCAUUGUGCAGCUCUGCUGAGCCUCCUUGGCUUUCUCUGGCCAAGAAAAAGGCCAAAGCAUGGAGCGAAAUGCCUCAGAUUGUUCAGUAGGCAUUUGGAAGACCUCAACUACACUACCAAUAGCUGUAUUAAUAGCUUACAAUAAUGUCUUCACUGUGACCAUUUCUUGGGGGUUUGAAGGGAUGACUGAAAAAGCUGGGGAAUUGGGCUAGCUGGGGAGGGAUCUUUUAACUUGUUAUCUAAUGAAGGGAUUUCUGCCAAACAUUUAACCUGAGGGUAACCAUCAGAAUUAAUAAUACACUGAAAGACAAUAAAUGCUCCAGGAACUUUUGGCCAUAUGUUACUGCAUCGGUGUUGAAGUCAAAGACUCUGCUGAGAAGGACCUUGAAGGUUAUAGAACACUUCCUGUUCAAAGAGAAGUUUCACCUACAUCCAAGACAGCAUUCCUGCAGCUCUGCAGGUGGAAAAGCUUGCAUUGGAAUUCGUAGCUUUCCUGUUUCCUGCAAAAAAAACCCCAACCCUGGAUUGCUAGUGGCUGAAGGCGAGACUAGAUGAGGGUGGUGGUUGUCGAUUCUUCAAAUGGCAAAUUCCAUUGACUUAAUCGCAAGCCACACUGUCAGUGCCAGCGUUGGUAGGUAUCAUGCAUACACACAAACACCCAUACUUGCUGCCGAGGACAUUUCUCUCCCCCAUGCUUCCAAUUGAGCAGGAGACGGUUGUGCACAGAGCAGGAUUGUGCUGAUUCAUCAAGGCUUAGAGUCAUUCCAAGGGGCUUGUUGGUGUAUGGCAGGGAUAGCUCAUAUGGGACCUUCCAGGAGUUAAGAACAUAAGAAGAGCCUGCUGGAUCAGGCCAGUGGCCUAUCUAGUCCAGCAUCCUGUUCUCUCAGUGGCCAACCAGGUGCCUGGGGGAAGCCCGCAAGCAGGACCCGAGUGCAAGAACACUCUCCCCUCCUGAGGCUUCCGGCAACUGGUUUUCAGAAGCAUGCUGCCUCUGACUAGGGUGGCAGAGCACAGCCAUCACGGCUAGUAGCCAUUGAUAGCCCUGUCCUCCAUGAAUUUGUCUAAUCUUCUUUUAAAGCCAUCCAAGCUGGUGGCCAUUACUGCAUCUUG
Molecule: messenger RNA, 4299 nt
Organism: Rhineura floridana
Lineage: Eukaryota; Metazoa; Chordata; Lepidosauria; Squamata; Rhineuridae
Product: KIAA1210 ortholog
Exons: 12
Coding region: 322-3279 (985 amino acids)
Source: RefSeq, a predicted model, not a curated record